AUUUACAAAUAAUAUACAUACAAUACGGAACACAUUAUAUUAAAUUGCAAUUUUAAUUAAACUUUUAAUCCAAGAUUCUGUGUUACUUGUUGCUCUCAUGUCUAUAUAUUAUAUAUAUCGUUUUGUAUAUUAUAUAUACAAAACGAUUCUGCCCAAUAACUAUAGAACAACUAAGUGGACUAAAUCCUUGUUGGUUUAUUUCAUGUACAAAGAGUAAUUUAUAAUACUGAAAAUAUAUGUCAAUACUAUGUAUGACAUCUUGUUAAAAAGUAUCGUAUUGUGGUAGCUGUAAUGUAAUUAAUUCAAAACUAGUGUAUGUAGCAUACAUAUAAUAUAAUAAUAUUAUUCUACUUAUUGUACCUAUGUAGUACAGUAGUAGUAAUUAACUAUUUAUAGUGUGUGUGUGAUAUUUCCUCAGGCAAGAUUUAGUAAAUUGAGAGUUGCUUUUAAAAAAUAUCCCCUUUUAAGGGGAAUGGCCUCAUAUGGCGUCAUAUGGCCAAUAUCCAGUCUUAUACAACAAUCAUUUGAAGGGCGAGAUAUUGAUAAUUAUGACUGGUGGAGAACUGCACGGUAUGGUUUCUAUGGGUCCUGUUACGUGGCUCCUACAUUGUAUACUUGGUUGACAGUGGCCAAUAUGAUGUGGCCUGGAAGUACAAUUAGAGCUGGAUUGAUUAAGACAUUCAUUGAAACCAUAACAUAUACACCAUUUGCAAUGUGUAGCUUUUAUUUUGGAAUGAGUUUACUUGAGUUGAAACCAGUCCAUGAAGCUGCUGCUGAAGUUCAAGCAAAAUUUUGGCCUACUUACAAGGUGGGUGCAUCUGUGUGGCCAGCAAUUGCCAUGGUUAAUUUUUGUUUUAUACCACCACGAAACAGAGUACCAUUUAUAAGUGUUUGCAGCCUUAUUUGGACAUGCUUCCUGGCAUACAUGAAACAUUUGGAUAAAGAAAAAGUAAAAACUGAGAAAAAUGCUGUUCCAUUUCUGAAAAUUAGUAUAUGACAGUGUUAAAAAUAUAGCAAAAUUUUUUUUAGAAAUAAUAUAUAUUGAUAUUUAAGUAUAUAUGUUAUGUAAGGAAUGGUGAAAAGGGAGACUAUUUAUUAUAAUAUCCAGUCACUGUAUAUUAAUAACUGUGAUUGAUAAAUGAAAUAAUACAAAUAAGACACCAAAGUGUAUACUUAGACCAUAUUGUAAGUUGUCUUAUUGAAAUUUCUAAUUCCUUUAACUGAAACCUAUAUUCUUUGUGAUACAUUAAUGAAUUUCGUUUUCAAUUUAUCUGUUAUGUGUGUUCUCUAUUAAUUAUAUCAGGUUCAAAAAUAAUUAGAGAUCAGCAUAUUUCUUCUUUUCUUGAAAUGUAAAAACAUGGUGUUCCUUAUUGUAACUGCAUAAUGUUAAAUAUAGGUACCUAAAUUAUAAAAUUGGGUUAGAAAACAGUCAUAUACUUGAUAUAUUGUAUUAUUUAUAUAGCCUGGGCAUUAUAUGUAAUGCUCUUUUAAUCAUUCUAUUCAUAAGAUGUCACUUAAAGAUAAUUUAUUUUAACUAGAUAAUUCAAACAGUGUAAUAGAAAUAAUAUUUAUUAACUAUACCUUAUAUGAUCUGCGAUAAUAAUAUUGUGAUAAUUGUUUUAAUGUAGGGCAUGAAAUGUCAAUAUAGAGAUAGGUUGUUAUUGAUUACAAA
Molecule: messenger RNA, 1672 nt
Organism: Achroia grisella
Lineage: Eukaryota; Metazoa; Arthropoda; Insecta; Lepidoptera; Pyralidae
Product: mpv17-like protein
Exons: 5
Coding region: 473-997 (174 amino acids)
Cellular component (GO): membrane; cytoplasm
Source: RefSeq, a predicted model, not a curated record